Messenger RNA from Anoplophora glabripennis (Asian longhorned beetle), 1290 nucleotides. RefSeq names its product protein yellow-like (gene y). Lineage: Eukaryota; Metazoa; Arthropoda; Insecta; Coleoptera; Cerambycidae. Gene Ontology annotation, cellular component: extracellular region. The transcript is spliced from 4 exons. The annotation marks the transcript as partial. The record is from RefSeq and is a predicted model, not a curated record.
AUGGAAGAGUAUUUGCAAUGGAACAUCUUAGACUUUGAAUAUCCGAACGAAUAUUUAAGGAAUCAGGCUUUGUUGACAGGAAGAUUUAAACCUCAGAAUGGACUACCUGUUGGAAUAGAAAUAUGGACCGACAAAAUUUUCAUCACAGUUCCCAGAUGGAGAGAAGGUAUUCCAUCGACAUUGAAUUACGUCCCAUUGGACUCACCUACGAAAAACCCCAGGCUGAUCCCGUACCCUAGCCUGGAAAUGAACGAACUGGGUAACUGCGACAAGGGACUCAGCACCGUGUACAGAAUCCACGCCGACAAAUGCGACAGGCUGUGGGUACUGGACACGGGAACUUUCGGAAUAGAGAACACCACCCAGAACCUUUGCCCUUACGCCCUUAACAUUUUCGAUUUAAGAACGGAUCGGAGGAUUAGGAGGUACGAAUUCAGACCCGAGGACACGAACUCCAGAACUUUCAUCGCAAAUAUAGCGGUGGACUUGAAGUUUGGGGACUGUGAAGAUGCAUUUGCGUACUUCAGCGACGAGUUGGGGUACGGACUCAUAGUUUAUUCGUACAAGGAGAACAAAUCUUGGAGGUUCAAGCACAGUUACUUCAUGCCGGAUCCCUUACGCGGCGAUUUCACCAUAAACAAACUCAACUUCCAAUGGGACGAGGAGGGAAUCUUCGGCAUGAGCCUGUCGCCUCUGUAUAGUGACGGGUAUAGGUUGUUGUUCUUCAGCCCUAUUGCUUCUUACAGGGAAUUCGUGGUGUCGACAAGAACUUUACAAAACAGUUCCAAAGUGGAGGGCAGCUACAAGGAAUUUUAUCCAUUAGAAGAACGCGGACCUGACGCCCACACCACUGCUAGAGUCAUGGACGAAAAUGGAAUACAGUUUUUUAACCUCAUAGAUCAGAACGCCGUGGGCUGUUGGAACUCGAAGAAUUCCUAUCACCCCCAAAAUUUAGGGAUCGUGUAUAAAGACGACGUUAAGUUAAUUUUCCCCUCUGACGUUAAGGUGGACCGGUACCAUAACCUGUGGAUGAUGUCCGACAGGAUGUCUGACUUCUUAAUUUCUUCCCUAGACUACAGACAAGUAAAUUUUAGGAUAUUUUACGCGCCUAUCGACGUUUUGAUCGACGACACCGUUUGUAGUAAUUAUGUUUACGUAUUAAAUGGCAAAUAUUCUGGAAAAGUAUAUAACAACCUGAAAACUCCCGGAGAUGAUGACCAUAAAAAUAACAACAACAACAACAGCAACAACAAUAAUAAUAAUAAUAAUAAUAAUAAUAAUAACAAUAAU